AGAGACACAGCACUCGCAAUGGAGACGGGGCCGGACGACAGAGCGCUGGAAACAAAGGCGUCCGAGUUCGUGACCGCCGUGCUGGACAGCGCUCACCGCGCGCUGAGCUGCCCGAGCUCAGACAGCAGCGACACCGAGCCCGGACACCAGACCCCAAACAUCGGCUGGGUGUCCUGCGGAGAGUUCACCGUCGAGCGGGGCAGAGACCAGAUCGAGCAGUACAUGAGGACGUGGGAGGUGCACCCCAGCUGGCUGUUCAGCGUCCAGUUCCUCCAGGAGAAGGAGCUGAAGUUUAAGAGGCAGUUCCACUACCGAGCCCUGUGGAGCCUCCCUACCCGCCGCAGCCCGGUCCCCACGGGCACCGCGGCCGUCUACUUCAUCAUAGAAGCCUCCAAAACCAAAGCGCAGGCUCUGCCCGUGGAGGUGCGCUUUCUGGUCGAGUCGAGCAGGACGCUACACGUGCCAGGGAAAACCAGAUUCCGGGAAAAGUGGCUGAAAGACGUGAUCGAGAGCAAAGCUUUGCUCCUGGACGCCGUCGACUUUUAA
This is a messenger RNA of Pygocentrus nattereri (red-bellied piranha), 546 nucleotides long. RefSeq names its product A-kinase anchoring protein 14 (gene akap14). Gene Ontology annotation, molecular function: protein kinase A regulatory subunit binding. The transcript has a single exon. The coding region runs from base 19 to 546 and encodes 175 amino acids. Lineage: Eukaryota; Metazoa; Chordata; Actinopteri; Characiformes; Serrasalmidae. Gene Ontology annotation, cellular component: cAMP-dependent protein kinase complex. The record is from RefSeq and is a predicted model, not a curated record.